UAUUUCUUUUCUACGAAUCUCAAGUAUUCAACUUUUUUGUCUACAGAUAAUGUACAGACCUCUAAGAGAUUUGAAUGGAAUACCAGGCACAAAACCUUUAACUGUAUGCCUAACUGGAUAUCAACGUCAAGAUCGAGAUGAUAUUAUGACAAUGGUUGCGCUAAUGGGGGCGAAAUUUUCAAAGCCAUUGAUAGCUAACAAAGUCACUCAUCUUGUAUGCUAUAAAUUUGAAGGAGAAAAGUAUGAGCUUGCCAAAAAGAUAACAUGGAUAAAGAUUGUUAACCAUCGGUGGUUAGAAGACUGUUUGACAGCUUGGGAAAUUCUUCCAGAGUCUUCCUAUGCUAAAAGUGGCUAUGAGUUGGAAAUGGAGGCUGAAGCUAAAGAUUCUGAUGAAGAAAAUGUGACAAAUGACGACAUUAAUAAUAAAGAAAUGUAUGCUGGAACUCUAAGGACCAAUCCGUCUCCCCUGUCCAGACAGGGUGUUUCUAGAAUCAACUCACCUACAAUUGGCCGGAAUUCUAUUAGCAAAAUAUUAGCCACGAGCGAAGGCCCGUCACAUAAAACUUCACCUGCCCAACAUAUUCGGAAUAAAGAACCAGAUAUCCUAUGUCCCAGAGAUGCCACCUUCAAUGGCAAUGUUAAUCUUGCAGCUUCCAAUAAUUUUGCAGAUGAUCUGGUUUAUACUGAUGGCAGUGCACCAAAGUCUAAUUCUGGCAGUUCAAAGUUCAGUAGUAUAAGCUAUUCUAGAAAAAACAGGAAGAAUGAUAGGGAUGAUACCUCCGGAAUCUCUUAUGUGAAGGAGAAUGAGUUAUGCGGUGAAGAUAAACAGAGUGGAAUUUUUCCAGGGAAGAGAACUUUGGAUCUCCCUUCCAAUAGUUCUAAACUUCAAAAGACAAACCAAAAUUUGAAAUCACCCAUCUUAGAGCCGUUGUUGCAGAGUGGCAUUGGAGACUUAAGUCCUGAAGAUAAUUAUGACCGCUCUCUUGUUACGAACGGUAGCUUUUCAUCCGCGAGAACCCCUCAAUCUUCGAAUUUGAACAUGGAGUUGCCCAAAGGUGGGAAGUUCAAAGAAAUUCCAAAUAUGGAGUUACCCAAAGGUGGCAAUAAUACUAAUUCACUUUCAAAGCCAAGAAGAAAAGCCAUUGCAAAAAAUAAGCCGGGUUCUAAGUCUAAAUUUACUCCCAAAAGCACUGAAAACGAGAAAGGUCUUCCUCUGGACUCUAGUCCAGGCACCCUACAGUUGAGUAGUGCAGUUGAUGAAGAAGAGAUGGUGAAGAAAUGUUCUGAUAUAGUUGAAACGAAAUUAACAGCAGUAGAAACAAAUGUUGCUGGUAUUCAUGGGAAUGAAGCUGGGAAAGCCUCCUGGGAUGACACAAUCGCAUUUGAAGUUUUGCAAGUUGCAUCAGAUAAUGAAGAGUUGAAGAACAAAUUGGGAGCAACAAAGAGUGCUGAGGUUGGGAAUUUAAAAGAGAAUUUGAAUAUGGAAUUGCCCAAAAGUGGCAAUAAUACUAAUUCGCUUUCAAAACCAAGAAGAAAAGUUCUUGCGGCAAAGAGAUCAGGUUCCAAGUCUAAAUGUACUCCUGAAAGAACUGAAAACCGGAAAGGUCCUCUGCAAUCGAAUCCAGGCACCCUACAGUUAAGUAACACAGUUGUUGAAGAAGAGAAGUUGAAGAAAUGUUUCGAUAUAGUUGAAACUGAAUCAACAUCAGCAGUAGAAACAAAUGUUGCUGGUAAAUCUGCAUUAUUAAAAGCUUUGCAAGAUGCAUCAGAUAAUGAAGAGCUGGAGAACAAAUUGGGAGCAACAAAGAGUCUCACGGUUGGGAAGUUAAAAGAUAAUUCGAAUAUGGAGUUGCCCAAAGGUGGAAAUAAUACUAAUUCACUUUCAAAGCCAAGAAGAAAAGUUCUUGCAAAUAAGAAAUCGGAUUCUAAGCCUAAACUUAGUCCUGAAAGAACUGAAACCCAUAAAGGUCCUCUGCACUCGAGUAGCUCAGUUGUUGAAGAAGAGACUGUGAUGAAAUGUUUUGAUAUAGUUGAAACCAAAUUAACAACAAAGAAAGCUUCGGAUGAGGAAACUGAUAUGGUGGCUAAAUCAGAUAAAGAUAUUGAAGACAAAUCCCUUCCUGAAAAUGAGCUAAGGAUAUCGAAAGUGAAAUCAUCCAAAGCGAAGAAACGACCGUUGGGGAAAAUAUCAAAGGACAAUGAUGAGAAUGCAACAAGUGUGAAGGUAAAAGGUCCUAAAGCUUCGAAAAAGAAGAAAUCUGUUCCUGCAAAAGAGUUGAAAAACAACAUGGCUGAAGUAGAAGACAAGGAGAACAUGCCUGGACAUAAAAAUGUAAGAACAAUGCAGGUAGGAGAAGUGACUCCAAAGAUAACAAAUGUGAAGGGUGUUGAAAGAACAAAAGUUCUUGAUCCCAAAUGUUUUAUCCUAAGUGGGCAUAAGCAUGAAAGGAAAGAGUUUCAGCAAAUUAUUAAACGAUUGAAGGGAAAGGUGUGCAGAGAUUCUCAUCAAUGGUCUUAUCAGGCAACACACUUCAUUGUUCCUGAUCAAUUGAAGCGAACUGAAAAAUUCUUUGCUGCUGCUGCAUCAGGAAGGUGGAUUUUGAAGAGUGAUUAUUUAACAGCUAGUAAUGAGGCAGGAAUGUUUCUAGAAGAGGAAGCUUAUGAGUGGCAUAAGAAAGGUGUGUUAAGCGAAAAUGGAGCAAUCAGCUUGGAAGCUCCAAGGAAAUGGCGGUUAUUGAGGGAGCAAACCGGCCAUGGAGCCUUCAAUGAGAUGCGUAUCAUUGUCUAUGGUGAAUGCAUUGUUCCUCCAUUGGAAACCUUAAAACAUGUAAUUAAAGCGGGAGAUGGGACAAUAUUGGCGACAUCGCCACCUUAUACCCGGUUCUUGAAAUCGAGUGGGGUUGACUUUGCGGUUGUGAGCCCGGGAAUGCCACGGGUUGACUUUUGGGUCCAGGAAUUCCUUAGGCAUGAGAUUCCAUGCAUUUCGGCGGAUUAUUUAGUUGAGUAUGUUUGCAAACCCGGGUAUUCGCUCGAUAAAUACGUCGAAUACAACACUCAAGUUUGGGCAGAGAAAUCGUUACAAAAGUUAAUCAGCAUUUCUGAAGAGUAGAUAAAUCACAACAAUUGUUGCAAUAAUGGAAAUAGUCUAAAGAAGGGUCUUGAAAGGGGAAAUGAUGUUAAGUGAUCUCUUUGUAUUUUAAUUAAUGAGAUUUUUGUGGAAUGUUAUAUGUACAUGUAAUGGGAGUAUUCAAACUGAUUUGCCUCUA
Molecule: messenger RNA, 3266 nt
Organism: Impatiens glandulifera
Lineage: Eukaryota; Viridiplantae; Streptophyta; Magnoliopsida; Ericales; Balsaminaceae
Product: BRCT domain-containing protein At4g02110-like
Exons: 7
Coding region: 50-3109 (1019 amino acids)
Source: RefSeq, a predicted model, not a curated record